AUGCAGCGCCUCGUGCUCUCACGACGCAACCUGGACGCCUGCAGCAACACGCCGGCCAUUGUAGUAACGGAGGUGUAUGUCGGUGGCACUGGCGCGCAGCCUAAGGCGGAGGUAUUCGCGCAGGAUUGCGUGACGCAGGUUGUCGUGGUGAAGGAAGAAGUCAUUUAUAUGAGGCUCAAGGGAAUGAGCGCGUUCGCGGCACCGUCGCGGCUCGCCUCGCCUCCACCGCCGCCGCAACAGACGAAUGGGUCAUCGGCAACACGCGCUGCCGUCGCCGCUUGCAGCGAUUACGCUGCGCAACCGACUGCCGCCGCGACUGCCUCGUCGCUCCUCAAGGAGUCUGCCACGUCGACGAACGAGGCCGAGUCGGCGAUCGAGGUGAAGCGGUCUGCACCACAGACGUCCGCGCCGCCACCGGCAGCAGCGAAGUCUGCAGCGACACAUGCAACGAUCCAAAAGGCGAUAGGCGACGGAGCGGCCACCGCCGCGGCACCAGCGCCGGCAGAGCUACUGGCGCCGAAGGCUGAGGCGCCGAAGCGUCGGCUGGGCUGGGGCCCCGAGGCGUACGAGCUGUUUCCUGAGAACUACAUGUCGACUCCUGGCAAGCGUCCUCGGACGGUGCGGUCCGAGAAAAAGACGACGUCGGCCCAGGGAGCUAAGUGCAGCAAGGCGGAGUCGAACACCGCCGCUGUCGCCAGUACGAAGGCAGGAUGGGGGGAGGAGUCGUCAGACAAGCAGGCUCUGGCGCACAAGCACCUUGGGUGGGGCCCUGAGGCGUCCAAGCUCUUCGCAGACAACUACGUUAGUUCCCCAGAGAAGCUUGCACGCCUCCAGCGGUCGCAGAGGCGUGUUAUGAAUGCAUCCGUGGAGAGUGCCGCUGCUGCAGGGGCUGCGGCACUCACAAAGCCUGCACUCAAGGCACCGGUGUCCCGUACUCUCCAGUACCCGACAGCUGACACCGAGGAGGUCCGCACCACCGUGGGCCACGCUGUGGAUGACGCCAUCGUUGUUGACGAAGCCUCACCGACGGUGGAGCUUCCGAAGGGGUGGGGGAGGGAGUCGCUCAAGUUCUUUGAUCCGAACACCUACUGCGACGACCCGGCCAAGGCACGUCUGUUGCCGAACAUGGACUACUCGCGCUCGCGCCGCCACCGCCGGCCGGCCACCCUGUAG
Molecule: messenger RNA, 1173 nt
Organism: Leishmania mexicana MHOM/GT/2001/U1103
Lineage: Eukaryota; Euglenozoa; Kinetoplastea; Trypanosomatida; Trypanosomatidae
Exons: 1
Coding region: 1-1173 (390 amino acids)
Source: RefSeq, a predicted model, not a curated record